CAUUAUCCCACUUCCCUUCCUCUUUACAAAUCCUCACUACCACCAUCUCCUCCCUGCUCCCACCACAUUUUUCCAUUUCCUUUUUUCUUUUCUUCACCCACAGACACAUUCCAUGGCUGCUACAUCCGGUGCCUUGCUUAAUGGCUUAGGCUCUUCUUUUCUCUCCGGAGGGAAGAGAACCCACCAGGCUUUGUUUGCUACUCGAUCUGGGUCCGCCGCCGCCGGCGCUGCAACUCGCAAGUUCGUCGUAGUCGCUGCUCUUCCGCCAAAGAAGUCUUGGAUCCCGGCCGUCAAAGGUGGUGGUAACUUCAUUGACCCCGAGUGGCUCGACGGCUCACUCCCUGGUGACUAUGGUUUUGACCCGCUGGGUCUAGGAAAGGACCCUGCAUUUCUCAAGUGGUACAGGGAGGCUGAGCUGAUCCAUGGACGUUGGGCCAUGGCUGCCGUGGUUGGCAUUUUCGUCGGCCAAGCUUGGAGCGGCGUGCCCUGGUUCGAAGCCGGAGCUGACCCAGGUGCCAUCGCACCUUUCUCCUUCGGUUCACUUUUGGGUACCCAAUUGAUUCUGAUGGGUUGGGUGGAGAGCAAGCGUUGGGUUGACUUCUUCAGCCCGGAUUCACAGUCGGUGGAGUGGGCGACUCCAUGGUCGAGAACUGCGGAGAACUUCGCUAACGCGACCGGCGAACAGGGAUAUCCCGGCGGUAAGUUCUUUGACCCAUUGGGGUUAGCCGGAACGAUAAAGGACGGCGUGUAUAUUCCUGAUACAGAGAAGCUGGAUAGAUUAAAGCUGGCUGAGAUCAAGCACGCGAGGAUUGCAAUGGUGGCCAUGUUGAUCUUCUACUUUGAAGCCGGUCAAGGGAAGACUCCAUUGGGUGCUCUUGGGUUGUAAUUAAAAACCGAAAAUGGAAUGUAGAUACAGUUUCGGUUAAUUGGUGAUUGAAUGAAACGCAGCGUUUAGACUCACACUAAUGAAGCCUAUGUUAUAUGUAAAAUCUUUUGUUUUGAGGUAUAUAAUAUGAGUUGCCCCAUGAA
Messenger RNA from Carica papaya (papaya), 1029 nucleotides. RefSeq names its product light harvesting complex photosystem II subunit 6 (gene LHCB6). Gene Ontology annotation, cellular component: membrane. The record is from RefSeq and is a predicted model, not a curated record. Gene Ontology annotation, biological process: photosynthesis, light harvesting. Lineage: Eukaryota; Viridiplantae; Streptophyta; Magnoliopsida; Brassicales; Caricaceae.